Messenger RNA from Salarias fasciatus (jewelled blenny), 7235 nucleotides. RefSeq names its product low density lipoprotein receptor-related protein 5 (gene lrp5). NCBI's taxonomy places the organism in Eukaryota, Metazoa, Chordata, Actinopteri, Blenniiformes, Blenniidae. Gene Ontology annotation, biological process: nervous system development. Gene Ontology annotation, molecular function: protein binding. The record is from RefSeq and is a predicted model, not a curated record.
GAGAAAGUCACACUCAGUCACACUCGGAGAUAUAAACACACGCGCUCACAGUCCUGUCGGGUCAAAGGGCAUUUUGUGGAGCUUUUUUCUUUUCUUUUCUUUUUUUUUUUUUCUUUUCCUUCUUCAGCCGAACUUGCAGAGCAGGAGCUCGAGGCGGACAUGGAGCGGGAGUUGCGGGUUUAGAGGAGUGGAAAUGGGCGCUCUGCUGGGACUCUGCCUGCUCUGGACCUGCCUGCUGUCGCCGACCGACGGCUCGCCGCUUCUCCUGUUCGCCAACCGGCGGGACGUGCGGUUGGUGGACGCGGAAGGUGUCCGCGGUGAGUCGGCCAUCGUCGUAAGUGAUUUGGAAGAUGCGGCGGCGGUGGACUUCCUGUACGCCGAGGGCCUGAUAUUUUGGACAGAUGUCAGUGAGGAAGCCAUCAAGCAGACACACUGGAACCAGUCGUCCAACUCCCUGAAGGAGGCCCUGGGGACGGGCCAGACUGUGGUGGUGUCGGGCUUGGACAGUCCGGACGGGUUGGCCUGUGACUGGUUGGGUAAAAAACUCUACUGGACUGACUCGGAGACCAAUCGGAUCGAAGUGGCAAAUCUUGAUGGCACCUCCAGGAAGGUUCUGUUCUGGAUGGAUUUGGACCAGCCCAGAGCCAUCGCCCUCAACCCAGCCCAGAGCUACAUGUACUGGACCGACUGGGGCGAGGAGCCUCGGAUAGAGCGAGCUGGCAUGGACGGCAGUAACAGGAAGGUGAUUGUGAACGCAGACAUAUACUGGCCCAACGGCCUCACCAUCGACCUGCUGGAGCAGAAGCUGUACUGGGCUGACGCCAAGCUCAGCUUCAUUCACAGAGCAAACCUGGAUGGAUCGGCACGUGAGACAGUGGUGGAGGGCACCCUGACCCAUCCCUUUGCUCUCACGCUGUCCGAGGACACGCUGUACUGGACCGACUGGCAGACGCGCUCCAUCCACGCCUGCAACAAGAACAGUGGCGACAAAACCAGAGAGAUUCUCAAUGGGAUUUACUCUCCGAUGGACAUCCAGGUUCUGGAGCCUUACCGACAGCCCGACAUCCGGACUCCCUGUAGCUUCCAAAAUGGAGGCUGCAGCCACCUCUGCCUCCUCUCUCCAGUGGAACCUUUUUAUAGCUGCGGCUGCCCCACCGGAGUCCAGCUCAAGGCUGACGGAAAGACGUGCAAGCCAGGUGCAGAGCAGGUUUUGCUGCUGGCUCGACGGACGGACCUGAGGAGAAUCUCUCUGGACCUCCCAGACUUCACUGACAUCGUCUUGCAGGUGGAUGACAUUCGCCACGCCAUCGCGAUCGACUAUGACCCGGUGGAGGGUUACGUCUACUGGACGGACGACGAGGUCCGGGCCAUCCGCCGGUCGUACAUCGACGGCAGCAACGCCAUGGUGCUGGUUACCACCGAACUCGCCCAUCCCGACGGGAUCGCCGUGGACUGGGUGGCCAGAAACCUGUACUGGACCGACACCGGCACCGACCGCAUCGAGGUUACCAGACUGAACGGAACCUUCCGGAAAAUUUUGAUCUCUGAGAACUUGGAUGAACCCCGAGCCAUUGUCCUGGACCCCGUUAACGGAUACAUGUAUUGGACGGACUGGGGGGAGCACCCCAAGAUUGAGCGAGCCAACCUGGACGGGACGGACCGAGUGGUCCUGCUCAACAGCUCUCUGGGCUGGCCCAAUGGACUGGCUAUCGACCACACCGCAGGGAAGCUGUACUGGGGAGACGCUAAGACGGACAAGAUAGAGGUCAUCAAUGUGGACGGCACGAACAGGCAGACCCUGCUGGAGGACAAGCUGCCUCACAUCUUCGGCUUCACCCCUGGGGAUUACAUCUACUGGACGGACUGGCAGAGGCGCAGCAUCGAGCGGGUCCACAAGAGCACCGCCGUGCGGGAGAUCAUCAUCGACCAGCUGCCGGAUCUGAUGGGACUGAAGGCCACUAAAGUGACAGAGACGUAUGGUACAAACGGCUGUGCGGUGGACAACGGCGGCUGCAGCCACCUGUGCUUCUGGCGCCAGCAGGCGGUCAGCUGUUCCUGUCCCAUGGGGAUGGAGCUCCUGUCGGACCUGCAGACCUGCGUGGUGCCCGAAGCCUUCCUGCUCUUCACCAACAGGGACAACAUCAGGAGCAUUUCUUUGGGCACCAACAGCAACGACGUGGCCAUCCCUCUGACAGGAGUCAGGGAAGCUUCAGCUCUUGAUUUUGAUGUCAGCGAAAGAAGAAUUUAUUGGACGGACAUACUGGCCAAGACGAUCAGCAGAGCGUACAUGAACGGCAGCUCCGUCGAACACGUGAUCGAGUUUGGACUGGACUACCCGGAGGGCGUAGCGGUGGACUGGAUGGGUCGCAACAUCUACUGGGCCGACACCGGCACCAACCGCAUCGAGGUGGCCCGACUGGACGGCCAGUACAGGCAGGUUCUGGUCUACAAGGACCUGGACAACCCGCGCUCUCUGGACAACCCACACUCUCUGGCACUGGAUCCAGCCAACGGCUACAUGUACUGGACGGAGUGGGGGGGCCGGCCUCGGAUCGCCAGAGCCUACAUGGACGGCAGCGUCAUCAUCAGCCUGGUGGACAAAGUGGGACGCGCCAACGGGCUCACCAUCGACUACGUGGACCACCGGCUGUACUGGACCGACCUGGACACCUGCAUGAUCGAGAGCACCAACAUGCAAGGCCUCCAGAGGGAGAUCAUCGUGGACGACCUGCCGCACCCGUUCGGGUUGACUCAGUAUCGUGACUUUAUUUACUGGACCGACUUCAACCUGCGCAGCAUCCAGAGAGCCGACAAACGCAGCGGACUCAACCGCACCGUGGUGCUGCAGGGCCAGCUGGAGCUCAUGCUGGACAUCCUGGUGUUCCACUCGUCGCGGCAGGACGGCUCCAACGAGUGCUCGCACAACAACGGCAACUGCGCCCACCUGUGCCUGGCCAUGCCUGCCGGAGCGCAGUGCCGCUGCGCCUCGCACUACACCCUCAACGCCGACGGCAAGAACUGCAGCUCUCCCUCCAGCUUCCUGCUCUUCAGCCAGAAGGCCAGCAUCAGCAGGAUGGUUUUGGGGGAGCAGAGUCCGGACAUCAUCCUGCCCAUCCACGUCUUGAGGAACGUCCGCGGCGUCAACUACGACCCGCUGGACCGCCUGGUCUACUGGCUGGACGGCCGGCAGAACAUCCGGCGAGCCAGAGACGACGGCUCCAUGGCGUCCAUGAUCGUGAGCAGCACGGCGCAGCCGGCAGACAACCAGGUCCACGACCUGAGCCUGGACCCCUACAGCCGCCACAUCUACUGGACCUGCGAGACCACCAACACCAUCAACGUGCAGCGGAUGGACGGGCACACGGUGGGCGUGGUCGUCAAGGACGACACGGACAAGCCGCGGGCCAUCGUGGUCAACGCCGAGAAAGGGUACAUGUACUUCACCACGGUGCAGGAGCGCUCGGCCAAGAUCGAAGGAGCCAGCCUGGACGGGACGGAGCGGGAGUCUCUGUUCACCACCGGCCUGAUCCGGCCCGUGGCGCUCGCUCUGGACAACAAGCAGGGCAAGCUCUUCUGGGUGGACGCCGACCUGAAACACAUCGAGAGCAGCGACUUGACAGGAGCCAAUCGCAUCGUCCUGCAGGACUCCAACAUCCUGCAGCCCAUGGGCCUGACCAUCCUGGGAGACCAUCUGUACUGGAUCGACCGGCAGCAGCAGAUGAUCGAGCGGGUGGACAAACUGACCGGGGACGGACGCACGCGCAUCCAGGGCCGCAUCACCUACCUGACCUCCAUCCACGCCGUGGAAGAGAUGGACCCCAAGGAGUUUGCGUCUCACCCCUGUUCCCGGGACAAUGGCGGCUGUUCCCACAUCUGCAUCUCUAAAGGCGACGGCACGCCUCGCUGCUCGUGCCCCAUGCACCUGGUGCUGCUGCAGGACUUGCUGCACUGUGGAGAGCCGCCCACCUGCUCCACCGAGCAGUUCACCUGCUCCACGGGGGAGAUCGACUGCAUCCCCAUGGCGUGGCGCUGCGACGGCUUCCCCGAAUGCGACGACAGCAGCGACGAGGACAACUGCCCCGUCUGCUCCACCUCGCAGUUCCAGUGCGACAAGGGAGGCUGCAUCGACGGCCAGCUGCGCUGCAACGGGGAGCCCGACUGCGCUGACCACUCAGACGAGCAGUACUGCGACGGCAUCUGCCCCCCGAACCAUUUCCGCUGUGCCGACAACCAGUGCAUCACCAAGAAACAGCAGUGUGACAAUUACUCCGACUGUCCGGACGGAUCGGACGAACUGGCCUGCGAAGUGUCUCCGCCCUCCGGCGGCCUCCCGAGCCCCGGCUCCGGCACCGUCGCCCCCGUCAUCGCCAUCAUCCUGCUGGUGUUUGUGAUCGGGGGAGCGUACUUCGUGUGCCAGCGCGUGGUGUGUCGGCGCUACAAGGGCCCCAGCGGCACGUUCCCUCACGAGUACAUCAGCGGGCCGCCGCACGUGCCCCUCAACUUCAUCGCCCCCAGCGGCUCGCAGCACGGCACCUUCCAGGGUAUUUCCUGUGGGAAGUCCAUGAUGAGCUCAGUCAGCCUGAUGGGAAGCAGCAGCAGCGGAGCGCCGCUGUACGACAGGAACCACGUGACCGGAGCCUCGUCCAGCAGCUCGUCCUCAACCAAGGGGGUGUUCUACCCACAGAUCCUGAACCCCCCUCCGUCCCCGGCCACCGACCGCUCCCUCUACAACGCAGAGAUCUUCUACUCCUCCAACAGUCCCUCCACCACCAGAUCCUACCGGCCCUACCACCCGGUCCGCGGCGCCGCCCCGCCCACCACGCCCUGCAGCACCGACGUGUGCGACAGCGACUACACCCCGCACCACCCGCCCUCGGGCCUGCCGUCCUCGGCGGGCCGCUGGAAGGCGGCGGGCCACGGCGGCCACGGCAAACAGAACAAGUACUACAUGGACCUGAACUCGGACUCGGACCCGUACCCGCCGCCGCCGACGCCCCGCUCCCAGUACAUGUCUGCCGAGGAGAGCUGCCCGCCGUCCCCCUCCACCGAGCGCUCCUACUUCCACCUGUGCCCGCCUCCGCCCUCCCCCUGCACCGACUCGUCGUGACCCCCCACCCCCCUCCAGGAAGAAAGGGAUGAAGUCCGCUUCGUGUAGAACCCCGCCGGACGCCCGGACGGCCCACUCGUGCUGCUUAAAACCGGCCGGCUCGGCUCCAGUGCCUUGCUCAAGGUCCCCACGUCUCACCUCGGUCAUUUCAUCAUUCCAGCCGUCAGGAGGCCCGGCAUCUGACCGCCGCCCCAGGGUGCCCGGUUUUGAACCGUCGCUCCUCCGUGUGAAGGAAACGCUCUCCGCCGCCGUCCGGACUCCUCAGAGCGAGCGGGAGGCGCCGCUCGCCCUCCUCCUCCGUCACAGCGGGAUUUAAAGAAACCAGUGGAAUUUUUAACCUUGUCUUUUGUUGUUUUUGACGUUCGCCCGCGGCGGCCGAUCCACCACCUCACCAACAGGACGGCUGCGCGAGCUGAAGACUGGACCGCAGAGUCCGGGAGUGCAGAUGAAUGUCAGGAGAGAAAUGAUUUCAGUGACUGAAUGAAUGUGAAUCAUAAUGAAUGAACCGGAUGCAUGGAUAGAAAAGCCCCCCCUCCUCCCCCGAGUCGUCCCUGUUGAUCCUCCUCACGUCCACAAACCAAAUGAAUCCGCACAUUGAAAGCUGUUGUACAGAUGUGUAAUGAAGUCAGUGAGAAUGCUUUGUUUUUUUUUUGUUUUUUUUGUGGUGAACCGUCUGUAUCACAUUUUACCUUUAUUUUCUUCCAGUUUACCAAAAGUAUGUUUGCUGCUAUUGUGUACAUACUAUAUUACUAUAUCACCACACAGAAAGGCCAAAAUGACCACUCUCGUACUGACUGUAGAUGAUGAAGCUAUUUUACAGCUAAUAACUGAUUAUUCUUCUAGCGUUCUUUCUUCUUUUUGUGUGUAGAUGAGUCGUUUCGUUGUGCGUCAGCUGCCAUGUCUGGUUUGAAGGAGUCGUGAAAGUCUUCACCGCUUCCAGAGUCAGCCGCACGUCUCAAUGCGUCUUUGUUUUUUCUUCUUCUUCUUCGUCUUUUCUCCCCCCACCCCCCGUCCCGUCUGUUGUCUGUUUCUGAAGUCUCGAUGAACUCAGCGACCGUCCCAGCACAGAGAGGCCUUGACGCAGGGCCGUUCUUCAGCGCUGCUGCGACCGCACUUUGAAAACACGCCCACUUCCACUAUCUGAAGCCCGCCGCUUCCCCACCUGAACCACUACCCCGAUGGAAGAACCACGCCUUAGAUCAGGGGUGUCCGACAAGCGGCUCCGGUCCGACCCAUUCUGUCACCAUUAAUAUGGAAGAUCCAGAGCCGUAUAGUGCGAGAGUUGCGGCAAUGACCAAUCGGUUCCUCCAUUUUUUUGUCCAGCAGUCGUCUCUGUAUUGUUUAUCUUCGUGUUGAGACAUCAGUGCCGUCCACAUGUCGCUGGAUGUUGCCUCAGUUCGACAUUUUGAUGGCACUGAUGGAAUAAACAAUACAGAGGGAAAAAUGGCGGUCAUUGUGUCAACCCUCUCACUAUACGGCUCUGAAAAAGUUCUGUUUAUUUUUUCAUCACAUUAGAUGUAAACUUUCUCGUGAUGUAUUUGCACUGAAAGGAAAACAGAAAAAGGAAAGUCUCAUCAAAAGCCUUUGAGAUCAAAUUCAGCUGCCGGUGGCCCCUCGUUCGACACCCCUGCUAGACCCUGCCCGAACCUUUCCUCUAUAGAUACAUUAGUUCUAUUUCUAAUUGCUGAUCAACAGGCUUUUUCAAGCUCUUUACAACUAAAGGAAUAAGCACUUUGCCUUUCGAAAGACCAACUUAAUGCCCCGUUUUAGUUGGAUAAAGAUAAAUGAGGUACAUCAGUAGCACUAAGUCAACAUUUUCACUCGGCUUCUCCAUACAGUAUCGAUCUGGCAACGUUCAGACAGGUCAGAGGUCACGGGGGGCCACUUCAGGCUCCCGUACCUCUGGAGAUGAGCGGCGAGAUUCAGCCGAGGUAGCUGCAGCAGCAUCCGUACAGUGAGCAGUACGACCAGCGAAGCCCUGCCUACAAACCACUGUGUCAGUAAAACCCUGUAAUUGUGGUCUCAGCUAAGAAUGCUUUGUGUAAUUUACACUUGUGACAUUUUUUGUAUCAAAAGCAUUUUUAUAUAAUAAAGGUUUUAUUUUAAGGAAUGUCGGGUCGAUUUCGAG